ACGACCACAUUAUUUAGGACUGUAAUCUGUUCGGGUCAAGGAUAUAGAAUUACAUGUAAUGCGUAAGAACGCACUGAUAGCAGUCCCAUAUAUAAACAUAAGGAGCCCGGAAUAAUGGUGAUUUGUGAAAAUAACGCAAAAUGAACGCGUGCGUCUUGAUUCUCUCUGUCUUGUUUGUUUUCGCAAGCUGUGACGAAGAUGGAGAUUUUGAAAUAAAAACUAAUCAUGAAGCAAAACUACGUUUUUACUAUGGAUCUAUGGACAAUUAUACUGAGCUAUACAUAUACGAUGCCCAUAAAAUCUUUUUAGAAACCUGGUAUAACUCCAGCAGAAAUACCGUCAUAUUUUCACAUGGAUUCACAGGUCGUCCCACCGGCCCCGCCGUGACUGCUGUAAUGACUGCUUACAUUGUAGAAGGAAAAAGCAAUAUAGCGUUAUUGGAUUGGCAGGAUUUGGCCUCAAUGGCACUACCAGGCUUCGCUACUUCAUAUAUGAAAUGGGCAGCACCUAAUGCUCGAAAGCUUGGAGUUCGUUUUGCCAAUACUCUAAGUACUAUGGCUGCUGCUGGACUGGAUUUGAAAAAGAUUCAUCUAAUCGGACAUUCUUUGGGAGCCCAUCUUUUUGGUAUUACUGGUACAACGCUCGCUAAUAGAGGAAUGCAACCUUCGUGUAUAACCGGUCUUGAUCCAUCGAAGGUUGGUUUUGAAAACAAACCAGUUCAUUUGAGAUUGAACCCGGAUUCAGCGGAGUCGGUAGUUGUCAUACAUACGGACAGUAGCAAAUAUGGAGCUAAAGGUUCGAUGGGUAAAGUGGACUUUUGGCCGAAUUUCAGAAACAACGGCCAUGUAAUCCAACCCGGCUGCGAUGAAAGGCCAGCACAGACAUUUUCAAUGCCAGAUUUAUGCAAUCACAAUCGAUGCUGGGAACUUCUGAUCGACUCUCUAAAGCAUCCAGGAACCCUACUAGGAUCUUAUGCCAAGAAUUAUAGAAUGUGGAAGAAUUACUCGGAAGAGGAGAAAAAAGCUAUAACAAUGGCUAUUGGAAAAUGUGACCCGAACGCGGUGCCUGGCAACUAUUACUUGACUACUAAUGCUGAAACUCCUUUUGGACGAGGCGACGAUGGCUUAUAACAAGUGAAAUAUAAUUAUUUUUUUUAAAUUUAAGUAUUUUUAUACCAUAGAUAUCUUUUACUAAUACAAAUUUUUAUGAACUAUUUAUGA
Molecule: messenger RNA, 1220 nt
Organism: Papilio polytes (common Mormon)
Lineage: Eukaryota; Metazoa; Arthropoda; Insecta; Lepidoptera; Papilionidae
Product: lipase member H-B-like
Exons: 8
Coding region: 141-1130 (329 amino acids)
Molecular function (GO): lipase activity
Source: RefSeq, a predicted model, not a curated record